Molecule: messenger RNA, 2461 nt
Organism: Rattus norvegicus (Norway rat)
Lineage: Eukaryota; Metazoa; Chordata; Mammalia; Rodentia; Muridae
Source: RefSeq, a predicted model, not a curated record
GGGACAAUUGGGCUACCGAGCCUCUGCCAAAAAGGCUCAAAUUUGCCAGACCCAGGUUACUUAUUUAGGCUACCAGCUACGGGAUGGACAGCGAUGGCUGACCCCGGCCAGGAGACAGACUGUGGCCGGCAUCCCUGCCCCCAAGAAUGGCCGACAGCUACGAGAGUUCUUGGGGACAGCGGGAUUCUGCCGCCUCUGGAUUCCUGGGUUUGCUGAAAUGGCAGCCCCUUUGUACCCCCUCACUAAACCGGGGGUGCUCUUCCAGUGGGGACCAGAGCAGCAAAAAGCAUUUGAAAACAUCAAACAGGCCUUAUUGUCCUCCCCUGCCUUGGGUCUCCCUGAUAUUACCAAACCUUUUGAACUGUUCAUCGAUGAGAAACAGGGGUAUGCUAAAGGGGUCCUAACACAAAGGUUGGGACCCUGGAAACGCCCUGUAGCCUACCUGUCUAAGAAAUUGGACCCUGUGGCCUCCGGCUGGCCACCGUGCCUAAGGAUGGUGGCUGCUAUUGCUGUCCUGAUCAAGGAUGCUGGAAAAUUGACUUUGGGACAGCCACUCACCAUCCUAGCACCCCACGCAGUGGAGGCCUUGGUAAAGCAGCCCCCAGACCGCUGGCUCUCUAAUUCCCGCAUGACCCACUACCAAGCCUUGUUACUGGAUGCAGAACGGGUUCAGUUUGGGCCCGUAGUCGCCCUCAAUCCUGCCACCUUGCUUCCUCUACCAGAGGAGGCAGAACAACAUGACUGCCUACAAAUCCUCGCAGAAGUACAUGGAACCAGGCCGGACCUAUCGGACCAGCCUCUUCAGAAUGCUGACCACACAUGGUACACGGAUGGCAGCAGCUUCUUGGCAGAGGGAGAGCGAAAGGCUGGAGCUGCGGUCACUACGGAGGACAAAGUAAUUUGGGCAAAAGCCCUGCCUGCUGGUACCUCCGCACAACGGGCUGAACUCAUCGCCUUGACUCAGGCGCUCAAGAUGGCAAAAGGACACCAGAAGGGGCACAACCCAGAGGCACGAGGAAACCGGCUGGCCGAUGCCACGGCGCGAGAAGUGGCCAUGAGCAAACAAAUCUUACCCUUAAAUAGCCCAGACCAACCCACGCCCCCACCAGUGGGACAAACCAGUUGGGUUUAUGCCCAUGAGGACAUAGAGCUCCUAGAAAAAAUGGGGGCCAUCUACCACCCUCAACUAAAACAGUGGGUCUACAAAGGAAAGACAGUUAUGCCAAUAAAAAUGACUUUUGAAUUGAUCUCUUUUUUACACAAAUUAACCCAUUUGGGGUUUAAGAAGAUGAAAACCUUACUAGAUUGGGAAGAGAUAAAUCUGUGGUUUUUGAAUCGGGACAAAGCGAUACAAAAGGUGACUGAGAGUUGCAAAGUGUGCGCUCAGGUUAACCCGGGAAGGACCAUGAUUGGACAAGGAGUUCGUCCUAGGGGACACCGUCCCGGCAUCCAUUGGGAAAUUGAUUUUACUGAAAUUAAACCAGGUAUGUAUGGAUACAAGUAUCUCCUAGUGUUUGUAGACACCUUCUCAGGAUGGGUCGAAGCCUUCCCCACAAAGCACGAGACUGCAAAAAUGGUCACCAAGAAGCUCCUCGAGGAAAUCUUUCCCAGGUAUGGCAUGCCUCAAGCGUUGGGGUCGGACAACGGGCCCGCUUUCGUCUCCCACGUAAGUCAGUUGGUGGCCAAAUUGCUGGGGAUUGAUUGGAAAUUACAUUGUGCCUAUAGACCCCAGAGUUCAGGUCAGGUAGAACGCAUGAAUAGAACAAUUAAGGAGACUUUAUCCAAACUUACGCUUGCAACUGGCUCAAAGGAUUGGGUGACCCUCCUUCCCCUAGUUCUCUAUCGGGCCCGGAAUACCCCGGGCCCCCAUGGUCUAACUCCUUUUGAAAUAAUGUAUGGAGCACCACCCCCAUUUGUCCAUUUCUUUGAUUCAAACAUUGCUGAUUUCACUGACAGCCCUUCUCUGAGGGCCCAUUUACAGGCCCUACAGAUUGUGCAGAAAGACGUCUGGAGACCUUUGGCCGCUGCUUACCAGGACGAGCUUGAGCAUCCGGUGGUGCCACACCCGUUCCAGAUUGGAGACACCGUGUGGGUGCGCAGACACCAGACCAAGAAUCUCGAGCCACGGUGGAAAGGACCCUACACUGUCCUCCUGACUACCCCGACCGCCCUAAAGGUAGACGGAGUCGCGGCUUGGAUCCACGCAUCACACGUCAAGGCAGUCCGGUCUGAGGAAUUGACUAAUCACAACACUACACCCCAGACAUGGAGAGUUCAGCGCACUCCAAACCCCUUAAAGUUAAAACUCCUACGUGGCUCCUCCUAGUCCUUUUGUGGCCUAGAGUCAGUGGGGGAAUAAGCCCCCACCACAUUUAUAACAUUACCUGGAUAGUCACUAAUCUCAUGACAGGAAGGCUGGCUAAUGCUACCUCCGUAAGGGGGACACUGGCCGAUGCCUUCC